Molecule: messenger RNA, 1819 nt
Organism: Cavia porcellus (domestic guinea pig)
Lineage: Eukaryota; Metazoa; Chordata; Mammalia; Rodentia; Caviidae
Gene: Was
Product: WASP actin nucleation promoting factor
Exons: 12
Coding region: 77-1588 (503 amino acids)
Biological process (GO): actin filament organization
Molecular function (GO): actin binding
Source: RefSeq, a predicted model, not a curated record
CCUUGCUCACUGCGGAAGUUCCUCUUCUUUACCCUGCACCCGGAGCCUAGGCAGAGAGGACAAGGACUGAAGAACCAUGAGUGGGGGCCCUGUGGGAGGCAGGCCUGGGUCCCGAGCAGGAGCGGCUCAGAACAUUCCUUCCAGCCUCCUGCAGGACCAUGAGAACCAGCGCCUCUUUGAGAUGCUCGGCCGGAAAUGCUUGACACUGGCCACUGCAGUUGUUCAGCUGUACCUGGCGCUGCCCCCUGGAGCCCAGCACUGGACCAUGGAACACUGUGGGGCCGUGUGCUUUGUGAAGGACAACCCACAAAAGUCCUACUUCAUCCGUCUUUAUGGCCUUCAGGCUGGCCGGCUCCUCUGGGAACAGGAGCUGUAUUCACAGCUGGUCUACUUGGCUCCCACGAGCUUCUUCCAUACCUUCGCGGGAGAUGACUGCCAGGUGGGGCUGAACUUUGCUGACGAGGGCGAGGCCCAGGCCUUCCAGGCCCUGGUGCAGGAGAAGAUACAAAAAAGGAAUCAGAGGCAAAGUGGAGUCACAGAUAGACGCCAGCUACCACCACCACCACCACCAGGCAAUGAAGAGAGAAGAGGAGGGCUCCCACCUCUGCCCUCACAUCCAAGCGGGGACCAAGGGGGCCCAUCAGCUGGCUCCGUGUCCUUGGGGCUACUCACAGUGGACAUCCACAACCCUGACAUCACAAGUUCACGAUAUCGUGGGCUCCCAGCACCCAGUCCUAGCCCAGCUGAUAAGAAACGCUCAGGGAAGAAGAAGAUCAGCAAGGCGGACAUUGGUGCACCCAAGGAUUUCAAACAUGUCAGUCACGUGGGCUGGGACCCCCAGAAUGGAUUUGACGUGAACAAUCUAGACCCAGAUCUUCGGAGCCUCUUCUCCAGGGCGGGAAUCAGCGAGGCCCAGCUCACAGAUGCAGAGACUUCCAAACUCAUCUAUGACUUCAUAGAGGACCAGGGCGGACUGGAGGCAGUGCGGCAAGAGAUGAGGCGGCAGGAGCCACUUCCACCACCCCCACCGCCAUGCCGAGGAGGGAACCAGCCCACCCGGCCCCCUGUUGUGGGGGGUAACAAGGGUCGUUCUGGUCCACUGCCCCCUGUACCUUUGGGGGCUGCCCCACCGCCACCGACUCCCCGGGGACCGCCUCCCCCAGGCCGAGGUGGCCCUCCACCACCACCCCCUCCUGCCACUGGACGUUCUGGCCAACCUCCCCCACCACUCUCUGGAGCUGGGGGGCCACCCGUGCCACCUCCACCGCCAGCACCACCACUGCCACCAACCAGCACCGGGGGCGGGCCAGUUCCUCCCCCACCCCCUCCCACUCUAGGGUCUGGGGGAGGCCUGGCCCCUGGUGGGGGUCGGGGGGCACUUUUGGAUCAAAUCCGGCAGGGAAUUCAGCUGAACAAGACGCUCGGAGCCAUGGAGAGUGCAGCUGUACAGCCCCCACCACAGAGCUCAGAUGGUCUGGUGGGCGCGCUCAUGCACGUGAUGCAGAAGAGAAGCCGUGUCAUCCACUCCUCAGACGAAGGAGAGGACCAGGCUGGAGAUGAUGAUGAAGAUGACGAAUGGGACGACUGAGCUACACCUGGGCCCCUCCCCUCAGGCCAGUGGCUCUCACUGUGCCUGCUCCGCUCCUACCCCUGCCUCAGGCUGAAGUCCACUGCAGCUUCCAGGCCCCACCUCCAGUGCUGUCACUUGCAACUGUGCCCCAUACUCAACCCUAGCAUUCCUGGGGGCCCUUUUUAAACAACAUUUCCUAGUUCUCUUCAUGCAAGGAUUUUAAGACAAAAAUAAAAUAAUUGUCCUUUA